AUGAGACCUGUGAUGAGCAAUAUAGCGAACCCUUCCACGACGCUCCUCAUGAACGGACACUUGAAGGAGUCUGGUGCCGAAUUAGUGAGGGCAGCGGGGGAUGGUGAUGAAGGAGAGGGUGAAGAUUGUGACUCGCCCGGCAUACCGGUAGGUGCUACGCCCUGCGAGAAAGUCGACCCGGGGGCAGUGGUUGACGGCUGUCUCGGGGAAGGCUGA
Molecule: messenger RNA, 216 nt
Organism: Sparassis crispa
Lineage: Eukaryota; Fungi; Basidiomycota; Agaricomycetes; Polyporales; Sparassidaceae
Exons: 1
Coding region: 1-216 (71 amino acids)
Source: RefSeq, a predicted model, not a curated record